UCUUAUUGAAGCAAAAUUGAGAAGAUGAUGCUUAGAAUGAGCCUCCAAUCUUGAAGAGAAUUGCAGCAAUAUUAAGGCGACGGAGGAGAUUGUUUCUUGUGAAAGUAAUCUCUAGCUGCUGCUGCUAAUGGGACUCUGUUUCGCCAUAGCCAAGCGUCCUGGAGAGGAUCUAAUAUUUAUAGGGCAACCUAGGAAUCUUAUAAAUGGAUCAACUUCUGGAAGAGAGGGUGAGAUCUUAAAUUCUCCAAAGCUGAAAAUAUUCGAAUUUGCUGAACUAAAAGCGGCUACUAUGGACUACAGUCGAGAAAAUGUUAUAAUUGAGGGAAGCUUUAGUACUGUGUAUAGAGGGUGGAUUGAUAAGCAUUCACUAACAGCUGCCUCACGAAACACGGGAAUGAUUGUUUUUGUGAAAAAGAUUAACCAAAAUGGUGCUCAAGGUCUCCAAGAAUGGGUGGCAGAAGUCAAGCACCUGGGAUUGCUAUGUCAUCCAAAUAUUGUGAAACUGAUUGGUUACUGCACAGAAAAUAAUAAUUGGCUUCUGGUGUAUGAGUAUAUCUCUAACCAUAACUUGGAGAAUCAUAUCUUUCCAAACGCUUGUUCUACUUCUAACAAUCAACCACUUCGUUGGGAUCUUCGUAUAAAGGUUGCUCUUGGUGCUGCCAGGGGUUUAGCAUUUCUUCAUAAACAAGCAAAUGUCAUCAUUCGAGAUUUUACUACUUCUACAAUUUUGCUCGACUCGAACUUUGAUGCCAAGCUUGCCUAUUUUGGGUUGGCAAAGGAUGGACCAGCAGAUGGUAAAACCCAUGUUACUACCAGGGUUAUGGGUACCGAAUGGUAUUUAGCGCCCGAGUACACCCACAUAGGUCAUUUAACCACGAAAAGCGACGUGUAUAGCUUCGGAGUUGUAUUCCUUGAAAUGUUAACUGGCCGGCGAGCAAUGGAAAUAAACUUUGAGUCACCAGAAAGAGAUUUAGUAAAAUGGGCAAAGCCUUACCUUAAAAACAAACGUAGAACUAUCAAAAUUUUGGAUCCUUGUCUUAAGGGCAAAUGUUCAUCAAGUGAUGUGUUCAAAGCUGCUGAAGUUGCAAUGCAAUGCCUCUCAUUUGAACCAAACCAAAGACCAACAAUGGAAGAAGUUGUUAAAUCUUUAGAACAGCUUUACCAAACUGUAUCUUGAAUGAGAUCUUGUUUAUUUUUAUUAUUUCUGAGUUUAGAAAAAAAUUUCAAAACCGACUAAA
Mercurialis annua (annual mercury) is the source of this 1238-nucleotide messenger RNA. RefSeq names its product probable serine/threonine-protein kinase PBL10. Gene Ontology annotation, molecular function: protein kinase activity; ATP binding. Gene Ontology annotation, biological process: protein phosphorylation. Bases 128 to 1177 code for a protein of 349 amino acids. NCBI's taxonomy places the organism in Eukaryota, Viridiplantae, Streptophyta, Magnoliopsida, Malpighiales, Euphorbiaceae. The record is from RefSeq and is a predicted model, not a curated record. The transcript is spliced from 7 exons.